Messenger RNA from Setaria italica (foxtail millet), 8873 nucleotides. RefSeq lists its product as uncharacterized. The transcript has 12 exons. Lineage: Eukaryota; Viridiplantae; Streptophyta; Magnoliopsida; Poales; Poaceae. The record is from RefSeq and is a predicted model, not a curated record. Bases 4088 to 5608 code for a protein of 506 amino acids.
CGCUCCGUUCACCCGUCCAUUGGCUCCCGCGUCCUCCAUGCAACCCGAUCCGCCCUCCGAUGGAACGCCCUCCGAAGCCCAACGCGCGUGCUGUCCGCUGCUCCUGCUCCAUCCCCACGCUUCACGCUCGGCCAUCCGAUGUUCCCCUCGCUCGCCUACUCCUCCUCACUCGCCCUGCAUCGCCGCCGCCGCCCGCCAUCCUUCUUUCCUCGGCGCGGUCUCCCUGCGCCGCCGCCGCCGACACCGCCCCUGCCACCACCGCCACUCCUCGAGGUCUUCCGCCCGAUAAAUCUACCACCGAUCCAUCUCCUUGCGUCCAUUCCCUUCCGUCCGAUUCCCCUCCACCCCUCUUUUUCCCGCGGAACCCCAUCGCGCCGCCGCCACCCCCCGUCAUCUCGGCGGCCGGAUCCAGCUCCAUGCUCGUCCAAGCCGACGACACCGCCCUGCUAGGCCUCGUCCCACGUCGGCGGCCCCAAGCAGGCGUCCCCCGGUACUGGAAGAUCCAAAUCAACACCAACAUGCUCCCCAGUGCUGGUGUGGUGCUGCAGCUCCUCGAUGCGACCUUUGAUCGGCCUGCUGCAAGCUCAACACCGCGCGAGAAAACGGCCGCACGUGGUCGCUGCAGCAACGCUCUCGCUCGUGUGACCCCGGCAGAUCGCCUGAACCAGUCAAGGUACUUAGGCACUUAGCACACCUGCUUGUGCCAUUAAUUGUUUUCCUGAUGCGCAAUUGCACAAUAGAAAAAAAAUCAGUUGUGAGGUCUGCUUCAUGCUUGAUCUCUUUCUUUAGAUUAGUUCAUUUGUGACUGUGGUCAUGAAUAAUCUUCAUGUAUAGUUAAGGUGCGUGAUUUUUAAUUGGCCAGGAUCUUUAUCUUUUGUCUAGCUUCUUUUUAGAUCAAGUAAUGAAUCAAUGUUUAGUUUACCAUCUUCAGUUCUUUCCCUAUUCAUUCAGUUAGUUCUAGCUUACCAUGAAAAAGAAUUGCCUGCUCAAUGGUGAUCCAAUGAUACCUGAAUAUGAUCAAUGGUGCUCUCCUGAACCAAUCCGACAAUUAAAGAAAGGCUUUAGGUGCCAAAAGGUGACAAUUAAAGAUACUUCUUUGCAUGAUGAUGCCUGGAACUGUUGUACAAAAGGCUGCAGGUGCCAACGUUACCAUUAUGCUUAUCUGGACUAUAUAAAGCACAUCAGGGUAUCUGCAGUUACAUUGGUGAAACCUUGUGUAUGUUUACUUGGUCUGUUUUAGUUGAAGCUUGCAACAUUCAGAUGAAGAAACUUUCUUGUUUUGCUCUUUUGGUAAAAUAGUAAAAGAUAUAUUACUCAGAUCACAGUGGGUGUUUGAAAGCAAGUUUGCCCAUCUGGAGUACCUAGAAAAUUCUGGAUAUGUUCCAAUUUGAACUCAGGGCUGGUUUCCUUGACAUUUUGGUAGUACAGGUAUCAUUCUGAAGUUAUAACUUAUAAGAAGACCAAAUAAAUUUAUAAUUUCACAUUGUUCUUCUGUUAAGAGCAUAUUCUUUACUAUAGACAUUUCCAUUGAAAAAUUGGUUGUAGACUGUCUUACAUGUUAACAAGAGCUGCUGAUCAUAAUUUUACUGUGCUCUUUGGCAAAACAAGCUCUCUACUAGCACAAGACCGGAAAAGAUAUUUCCUCCUUUACUGGUUGGAGUAUCUUACAUUGCUGUUCAAAGCAAAAUGAUUUAAUUUAUAACAUCACCCAUCCUUUCCUGAAUCAUAUUAAAUUCUUUUGUACAGACUUGCUAAAAUAUAUUUGUUUUAGUCAUUUAUAGUGUGUUGCCUGAACAAAUCCUUUAAUGAUUAACAUCAUUCAAUCAUUGAAAUGUACUCUGGUGAUGCAUCUUGUAGCAGCAGGAGUGAAGAUGGAGGAUAGUAAAUGUAAUUCUAUUUGCUUUCUUUUUUUUCUUCUCACAAGUAUGUGAACUUCAAGGCCUGCAUGCAUUUACAUUUGUCUCAACAAAGUUUAUUCAUUUUGUUUUCAUGCUUUUACUUGACUCUGAGUUUAAGCUUUUACCUUUCAUUCUGCCUGUGACAAAGGUUUGGUCCAUUCGAUGGAAUUGCCUCUGUUAGCUCCAAGAUUUCAGUUCAAUAGGAGAGUGUGUAUGUGUCAUGCAUAGCUUGGAAUUAUGUUCAAAAGACAGUCUUAAGAAUGCAUCAUGUACAGUCUGCAAGUACAAUAAAAGGAAUAGUGAUGGAUCCCUAUGACCGCUUUGGUAGAUCCUCUGCCUUGUUCCUUCCUGUCAUGUGAUUUGGUUUGUUUCAUAUCUUAUUAAUGUUCUUGUGCCAUGUGUUUCAGACAUACAACUCUUAUAUUUAGAUGAUCUUCUCCCUUUUGAUCUGUAAUGUGCAAAAUGAUGAUUAGUAGAGAAAGUCACUUAGCUUAAUUCUCUAUGGAGGAUGAGCAAACCUUUUAUGUAAUAAAAGGGUACUAAAUAGCAUGGUUGAAGAAAACAGAGUGGUUUUUACUGUACAUUUCACAGGUAUUAAACUGCAUACAUUGCAGGAAACACUGGAGAAGAUUCAGGGUUGCAGCUUUGGAGUAGAUUAUUUGUUUUGUAGUUUUUACUGUAGCUUGUUGCUAUUUUAUCCUUCUCUUUUUGACCUGUGAUUUGCAUCUCUGGAUUCAAAGCUCAUGUGUUUGAUGUUGUAAUUUUAAUCUAGAAAAGUUAUGUGUUGUUUGGUUUUUUGGCUAUUCUUUCACAGUUUUGGUCUAUGACAUCAUCUACAAAGACAACAUGGUCUUUCCUAUGGCUUCGAUUUUUUUCUGGACAUGUCAUCAUGGGCAUUCCAAUUGUAGAUGUACACAUCCACCUUAUUUUAUUCUAAUAGCUGGGAGCAUUGAGCAUGAAGCUCAGUUAAUCGCGAAUUGAACUAAAAACUGAUAGCUCCAAUCUGGCGGUCCUAAAAAUUAGUUUAUAUAUGAUUAUGUGGUAACCUGAAAUCUGAUUGAAAAUGUUCAUCAUCAAAUGCAGUCUUUUAAAUGAGCUGAUUCUUUCUUCAUUGCAUCUGGUUAAUUGCAGCUGUUAAAGUGUUGCAGUGGCAGCCUGUAAAGGGUAUUUCAAUGGAAUGUUAGUUUUUGAAAUAAGUAUAUCAUUUAACCAAUCCAAUUUGUCAAUGGGUCGAGCUCAUCUAUGGACAUUGAUAAUUUACCACUACAUAUUUUUUUUUCAGAUAUUUUUCAAGAGGUAAAGAGCAAGCGUGACAAGAAGAAAGAGGUUGCAGCCUAAGAGCCUCCUGAUUUCCGCAGUUGAGUGCCUUGAAUGUUUCUUCAGUAGCAGAUUGUUAUCUACGAAACAUUGGCAGAUUUAAGUUACAGGUACUAUCGCGUUGAUGGAAGGGUCAAGGCGGUCUAGGAAACCUUUUAAAGAACUCACAAAUAUAACAAUUCUAGGUACGCAAACCCUGGAUCAUGUAGAUCCUAAUGAACGUGAUAGAGAGGGUAAGAGGAGAAAAACGGAACAAGGUGCCAUUCAGCACAUUCCAAACAAUCACCAAGUGUACACAUGGAGGCAGAUGAAAACGAUAGGUGGCUCCAUAGAGGAGAUUUGGGAGAAAAUAAAGACAUACUUCAUGUGGGGACAGGUGAAUCAGGUGCGCCUACACACUUUUGUUGUUUUGGAAAAACAUCAUUAUUUCAGAAGGUGCUUUAUUUCAGAAGGCUACUUUUGGUGAGAUGGAAGAUUGAUGCGAUCAGAGUUGUAUCAGCCCUAUAUGUGAAGGAGAUAUAAACGCUGCAUUACGCAUUGAUGAUGCUACUCUUGGUGACACGGGGGACGUUUGCGUUGAAAGUUAUAGCAGUACUGUGGGUGGAGCAGGUGAUGGAUUAGAUCCAUGUUCUAUUGAUGAUCAUGACCUCUCACCUAAGGAGCGUAGGCGUAGAAGGGAUAGGGCACGGAGGGCGGCAAUGUCUCCUAGGCAGAGGGCUGCAAUAAAUAAGAGGCGGCGUGAUUCAUAUGCUAGAAAGAGAUUAUUUAUGACGCCAGAAGAGAAGAAAGAGAAAACAAGAUAGUCCAAGAGAGACUAUAGAAAGAGGGCCAAAGAACAACAGGCAAGCAAUUUGCAUCCUGACUCUAUCGCUAUGCCAAGUCCUCACUUUACCCCAGAGUUGGUAUUCCCUCUUCCUGAUAAAUCGCCGUCAAGAAUAUCGGACGAGUUGGAAAUCCCCCUUGUAAACGGCAGGCCUGUUUACAUCCAGUCAGCUAUGGAGCAAUCCCCUGGAGUCAUUACUCCUCAGCUGGUCCCUGCAAACCACACCAUCCAUAGCAAGCUUGUGACUCCUGGAAUUAGGAAUUCACGCCUAAACCGGCGUAAUCAAAUGUUUGAAGCAACCAUUGGCAGAAAUACCAAACGGCCUGCUUGUGAAAAAUUCAAUUAUACGAGCCAGCCGACUCAAACGUCUUGUGUCAUGGACAAUGGUGGCACCCAAACGAACGCUCGUGACUCCCAUCCCUUCACUGCAUCUAAUGUAUUUGCAGCGGAAAAUACUAGGCCUGCACCUAAUGACUCUACUACAGGUAUUCAGACACAACCAUCUGUUGUUGAUGAGCCGUAUUCAGUGCCUCCACAUGGUGGGCAGGCAGAGACACAUGCCUCCAUGGAAGAGGAUGAUUGUGAUGAGAACAUCAUAUUUGAGGACGAUGAGGAAGAGGAUGAGGGGUACCUUUUUGGAGGCCAAGAACCUGAUGAUUGGGAAGCUAAUGAGGAUGUCGAUCUCGAGACGGCUAAUGAAGAUCCCAAUGAACCCGAUGUACCAGAUCCAUAUGAUGCGGUUUAUGCCAAUGUCCCUAACGUGACGCACAUGCUCAAGCCAGAGGAUAACUGCGAGCACUGCAAUGCAGAAAAGUUUGAGUCCGAGCCACCUGGAUUCUGUUGUCACAGUGGAAAGAUUCAUCUUUCCACCCAUGAGACACCACCAGGACUCAUGAGAUUGUGGUCGAGCUCGGACGCUGAUGCUAGGCAUUUCCGUGCAAACAUCAGAUAUUUCAAUGGCCACUUCUCUUUCACUUCUAUGUACUGUAAGCUUGAUCGUGUGACCACCGACAUCAGAAACUGUGGAAUUUACACAUUCCGUGCCCAUGGUCAAAUCUACCAUAACAUAAGAUCAUUUGGUAAAGAGGAUGGUCACGAACCUGGUCACCUCGAGCUUUAUUUUUACAACAACGAUCCGUCUCUUGAGCAUAGGCUCCGCAAGUGCUGUGAGAAGUCUGCCCAAGAAGACAGGGAAGUCAUCCAGAGGCUAAAGGACAUCUUACAUGGCAUUAAUCCCUACUCAGAGAAUCUUAGGAGUAUGGGUCAGGUUGACAACCUUGAGGAUUACCAUGUUGAGUUGAACCUUGACCAAUGGCUAGACCAGAGAACAUAUAACGUGCCAUUAACGUCAGAGGUUGCUACCGUUUGGAUUGAGGGGAGCGAGUGUUGGGGCCAGUUCGAUGAUAGUGUUGUCCUCCAAGGGAAGGAUAGGUCGAUCCAUGGCAUCCGGUCCUAUCAUGGGUGCUACGACGCUCUCUCAUACCCACUAUUCUUUUCGAGAGGUGAGCUUGGGUGGCACAACUGCAUUCCAAAAGUUGGUGUGACUAUGGCUGAAGUCAAUAAAGCUUGAGCGAUUCGCAAGGCGCGUGCUGAUGGUGGUGGUGACGAUGAUGCUGGGUCUGCUGGAAAUAAAUGUGUCUCCGUGCGUGAUUACUAUUGCUACAAAUUCCAGAUGCGGCCUGGGAUUUUUAAUCCUAUACUAUACGGCAAGCGUCUAUUCCAGCAAUUUGCCGUCGACACCUACAUUAAGAUUGAAAGCUCACGUCUAGACUACAUCCGCAACAAUCAGGACAUUCUUAGGGCUAACCAGUACCAAGGUUUGGUUGACAGCUGGCGUACAGGGGUGGAAGACGCUAAUGAGGUUGGUAAGCGUACUGUGCUAUCGCCGACUUUCAUCGGAGGGCCCCGUAAUAUGAGGCGUCGGUACAUGGAUGUGAUGGCUCUGGUGCGAAAGUUUGGUAAACCGGAUAUCUUCCUCACAAUGACGUGCAAUCCUAAUUGGGAUGAGAUCAAGAAUGAGCUUUAUCCUGGUCAGAGUCCACAGGACCGUCCAGAUCUUGUAUCUCGAGUGUUCAGGGCGAAGUUGGAGGAGCUUAAGAAGAUGUUGAUGGAAAAAGACAUACUUGGAAAGGUCCGUGCAUUCGUAUAUGUCGUGGAGUUCUAGAAGAGGGGCUUGCCGCAUGCACACUUUUUGCUAAUAAUGCAGAGGAAGUACAAGAUCACGUGUCCAGAACAGUAUGACCUCCUUAUCUCUGCUGAGCUACCAAACAAGAAGAAGUACCCUGACCUCUACAGGAUGGUGACGAAGCAUAUGAUGCAUGGUCCAUGCGGGAUGCUAAAUCCAUUAUGUCCAUGCACAAGGGGACGUACUUCAUGCAAAAACCGUUACCCGCGGCCAUUCUAUGAUUCAACGUCGCAAGGUAAGGAUUCGUACCCCAAUCUAUCGACGACGCGAUGAUGGUCGUAAGGAAAUAAUUAGAGGUCACAUCCUGGACAAUCAGUGGGUCGUCCCAUACAACCCAUGUCUGCUGCGUACUUUCAAUUGCCACAUCAAUGUUGAGGCAUGUAGUAGCAUUAAAUCUGUGAAAUACCUAUUCAAAUACAUAUACAAGGGCCACGACAGAGCGUCUGUGGCUGUUAGGGAGGCUGGAAAAAAAGAUGACAAGGGGAACAUUGAUGAGAUCACACAGUACAAAGAGGCCCGGUGGGUGACACCUCCAGAAGCGAUGUGGAGGAUAUAUAGCUUUGACUUGAGCAAGAACCAUCCACAAGUGCAGCAGUUGCAGCUUCAUCUUCCCGACAUGCAUAUGGUUACAUAUCAUAAACAGGACAAGAUCGAACGGGUUGUCAAGCGUCCAGGUGCUGAUGAGUCAAUGCUGACAGUGUACUUUGACUACAACAGGCUUCAUGAGGAAGCUCGAGGAAUCUUGUACUGUGACUUUCCGGAGCAUUAUACUUAGGAGUCUAAUGGUAAAUUUUGGAAACCAAGGAAAAACGCCGUAUACCAAGUCGGGAGACUCGUAUCAGCUCAUCCGGCUGAGGGGGAAUGCUACUUUCUUUGGGUUCUUCUGAACCAUGUUGCUGGGGCUACUUCAUACAGGGACCUAAGGACCGUUGACGGUGUGCUCCUGCCCUCGUUCCGUGAAGCUGCGGAGAGGCGAGGCCUAAUCGAAGAAGAUAAUACACUUGAUGAGUGUCUUACUGAAAACAGUUUGUUCCAUAUGCCAUCCUCAUUGCGUAGGUUAUUCGCGACAAUAUUGGUAUUCUGCGAGCCAAAUGAUGUGUUUGGGUUGUGGACAAAACACCUUGACGCAAUGUCAGAAGACUACAGGCGCAACAAUCCAAACCCGAGUUUGGUGGAACAGGUGGUUUUGAUUGACAUUAGGAAUAUGUUGCAAUCUAUGGGGAAGGACAUAAGGUCGUUCCCUCUCCCAAGAAUUGAUGACGCAUAUGACGAUGCUAGCGGUAUCCCUCGUGAGAUAUUUGAGGAGGCAAGCAUUGAUCAGGAUCCGGAAGAUGUGGGACUAUCUGAUUCCCUAAACGAGGAGCAGAGGGCUGCCUACGAAGAGAUAAUGUCCAAAGUGGACACCGAACAAGGCGAUUUGUUCUUUGUAGAUGGACCUGGCGGCACAGGAAAGACAUUUUUGUACAGGGCACUUCUCGGAACCCUUCGCAAUCAGAACAAGCUUGCCAUUGCUACAACUACAUUUGGUGUCGCAGCAUCUAUAAUGCCUGGUGGGAGGACGGCCCACUCACGUUUCAAGAUACCCCUUACAUUUGAGGAUGGUUGUUUUAGUUUUACCAAAGAGAGUGGUACUGCAAAGCUAUUGCAGCAAGCAUCUCUCAUCAUUUGGGACAAGGCAUCUAUGGCAAAGAGGCAAGCUAUGGAAGCCCUAGACAAUAGCCUACGUGAUAUAAUGGGCCGGCAGGAUCUGUCGUUCGGUGGGAAGACUGUUGUCUUUGGAGGGGAUUUUAGACAGGUUCUCCCUAUUGUACGGAAAGGAUCCAGGGCUCAGAUAGUCGAUGCUACUCUACGGAGGUCGUAUCUUUGGGAAUCCAUGCACCACCUUAAGCUCGUGCGCAACAUGAGGGCGCAGAGUGACCCGUGGUUUGCGGAAUAUCUACUGCGCAUUGGUGGUGGCACGGAGGAGGUUAACGGAGAUGGUGAUGUAUGUCUUCCUGACGAUAUAUGUGUCCCGUACUCUGGGGAUUCUUAGAAAGAUCUUGACAGGUUGAUUGAAUGCAUCUUUCCAAACCUCAAUGCAAACAUGACAAACAAGGACUACAUCACCUCCAGAGCGAUUCUAUGUACAUGUAAUGAUUGGGUGGACAAUAUUAAUAUCAAGAUGAUCGGCAUGUUCCAGGGUGAGGAGAUGGUGUACCAUAGUUUUGACUCCGCGAUUGAUGAUCCGCAUAACUACUAUCCGUCGGAGUUCCUUAACACAUUGACUCCCAACGGGCUUCCUCCACAUUUGCUAAAGCUCAAGAUCGGAUGCCCGAUCAUAUUGCUCAAGAAUAUCGACCCUGCGAAUGGGCUGUGCAAUGGUACAAGGUUGGUGGUUCGAGGCUUCCAAAAAAAUUCAAUCGAUGCUGAAAUUGUGCUGGGACAACAUGCCGGAAAGAGGGUUUUCCUUCCUCGAAUACUGUUGUGCCCCUCUGACGAUGAGAUGUCCCCAUUCCAAUUUAAGAGGAAGCAGUUCCCUAUUAGGCUCAGCUUCGCCAUGACGGUCAACAAGUCACAGGGACAAACUAUACCAAAUGUGGGUGUGUACCUGCCCGCCCCUGUGUUCUCUCAUGAACUUAGAACCGGAGCUAAAACUUGAAAGAAGGGAUAC